GAGCGUAUGAUUCAAAAGCAAAACCCUUUUAUUAAAGAAUCCAUAGACUGUCUUUGGUCUUUUUUUCUUUUCUUUUUUUUUCUUCUGUCUUGAGAAUCUUUGUUGGUUUGUUGGCUCUCUCAUUUUCCUUCUGUUGUUCUUAGUCUUGAAUUAUGGGCCAAGCCAUGGACAAACCACGCCCCACAGCAGAGUUGCUCUAUGAACUGGCCAGCACUGGAAACAUCGUAGCCGUUAAAGCUCUUCGCGAACAAGGUGUUAGCCUUGAGUGGGCUGAUAGAGAAGGAAAGACCCCCCUCAUUGUGGCGUGCAUGAAUCACGAAUUGUUUGAUGUUGCCAAAACUCUGAUUGAAUUGGGUGCCAAUAUCAAUGCUUACAGUCCUGGGCGUCAUGCAGGUACUCCUUUACAUCAUGCAGCAAAAAGAGGCUUGGCACAGUCUGUUAAGUUACUUCUUUCCCAUGGAGCAAAAGCUCUGGUGAGGGAUGAUGAUUCUCAAACUCCACUUGAUGUUGCUAGAAUAAACGGGCAUACCAGUAUUGUUCGUGAGAUUGAGAAAAGCAUUUGCUAUUUCUCUGGCUGGCUGCGGGAAUUUUAUGGUCCAGGCUUUCUUGAAGCAUUAAUGCCUCUACUGUUAUCAAGAGAAAUUUGGGUUGUUGUUAUACCUUGGGGUUCCAGUAAUUCUACAAUGCCUCGCAAAAUGGAGCUCUUCAUUUAUCCUGAUUUGCAGACAGCACAGCCUUGUACAGUUAUUGCUCUUUGGAAGGCCAAAAUUGAGGAACCCAAGUUUCAGCAAAAGGAUCCGGAACUCAUUAUAUUUGACCAGCCUACUAGAACUCGGAAUACACUUACAUCUCCCUUUGAGGGUGAUAAACAGCAACUUCAACAACUUUAUAAUGCAUGCAUAGGAAUUCCUCAGACCCAUUGCCGAUUUGCACGAGCCCAGCCGCCACAGACUCAUCGCCGCCGAGCUAACCCAUUUCAGCCUCUCUUCUCUAUUUUCGUUGAUUUGGCUCGUGUUUCGGCUUUGUGUUUCGGGCUAUACUUGUGUUUCGGGCCUUUCAGCUUUGUGUUUCGGGCUUUUUUCGGCUUUGUGUUUCGGGCUGUGCUUGGGUUGUGCUGGGUUUUUGUUUUGGGCAUGGGUUUCGGUUUCGGUGUGCUGAUUUUUUGGAUUUUUCUUUUUGCUCUUCUUCACUAGUUUUGAUG
Molecule: messenger RNA, 1201 nt
Organism: Quercus lobata
Lineage: Eukaryota; Viridiplantae; Streptophyta; Magnoliopsida; Fagales; Fagaceae
Product: putative E3 ubiquitin-protein ligase XBAT35
Exons: 9
Coding region: 153-1193 (346 amino acids)
Molecular function (GO): protein binding
Source: RefSeq, a predicted model, not a curated record